Scatophagus argus is the source of this 1975-nucleotide messenger RNA. It is a transcript of the gene ccr9a, whose product is annotated as chemokine (C-C motif) receptor 9a. The transcript is spliced from 3 exons. Gene Ontology annotation, cellular component: membrane. NCBI's taxonomy places the organism in Eukaryota, Metazoa, Chordata, Actinopteri, Scatophagidae. Gene Ontology annotation, molecular function: chemokine receptor activity. The coding region runs from base 193 to 1308 and encodes 371 amino acids. Gene Ontology annotation, biological process: G protein-coupled receptor signaling pathway; chemotaxis; immune response. The record is from RefSeq and is a predicted model, not a curated record.
GAGGAUGUGUGGCUACAGACAGACAGCAGACAGUCAACAGACAGGUUACAGACGUCAGGACACGAGUCAGCUCCUCCCUCUGUGUCACUUCUGCUUUGACUUGUUGUUUAACGGACAGAAACUGUGAGACACAAAGACGAAGAGACAACGACUGUCACUAGAUGACAUCACUGAUGAAAACAAUCUGAUCACAUGACCUCCAUAGAUGACAUCAUGGCCGCACUAACCACCGAGGACCCAUUCUUGUUCAGUCUCUCCCCCACCACUGAGGAUGACUAUGACUAUCCUGACCUACUGUGUGACCGGGAGUCUGUGCGGAUGUUCAGGAGCUACUACGAGCCGCCGCUCUUUUGGAUGAUCACCCUGGUGGGCGGAGCCGGGAACGUGGCCGUAGUUUGGAUCUACCUGAACUUCCGGAAGCGCCUGAAGACCAUGACGGACGUGUACCUGCUAAACCUGGCAGUGGCUGAUCUGCUGUUCCUUGUCGCGUUGCCACUGUGGGCAGCCGAGGCGUCACAUGGUUGGCACUUCAGCUCCGCCCUCUGCAAGGUGAACUCCGCCCUCUACAAGGUGAACCUGUUCAGCAGCAUGCUGCUGCUCACCUGCAUCAGUGUGGAUCGCUACGUGGUCAUUGUGCAGGCCACCAAGGCUCAGAACUCACAGGUGGAGCGCCGCCGCUGCAGCAAGCUGGUGUGCCUGGGUGUGUGGCUGCUGGCCCUGCUGCUCGCCACGCCUGAGCUUGUGUUCGCUACUGUCGCCAAGAUGGACUCCCAGCCAUACUGCAGGAUGGUCUACCCACCUGAACUGGGCAACCACACCAAGAUCCUGGUGCUGUCGCUGCAGGUGAGCAUGGGCUUCUGCCUGCCCUUCAUCGUCAUGGCCUUCUGUUACAGUGUCAUCGUUGCCAAGUUGCUCAAGACCCGAAACUUCCAGAAGCACAAGGCCAUGCGUGUCAUCCUGGUUGUGGUGGUGGUGUUUGUCGUGUCCCAGCUUCCCUACAACGGUGUGCUGGUGAUGGAGGCGGUUCAGGCCUCCAACCUUACCAUGACGGACUGCGAGGAGGUGAAACGCUUCGACAAGACUGGCCAGGUGCUGAAGAGUCUGGCCUACAUGCACGCUUGCCUCAACCCCUUCCUCUACGCCUUUGUGGGCCAGCGAUUUCGCCGUGAUGUGCAGCUGCUGCUGCGCCCCUGCUGCCGCCCGCCGGCCAGUAAGAAUCAGCUGAACAAAUCCUGCAGGAGUCCACUGAGCUCCACCAGAGCCUCUGUGAUGUCCGACAGCGACACAUCACAGGCGCUCUCGCUGUAGAGACUAUGCCAACAGCAACUUCCUGUUCGAACUGCGACAGGCCUUCAACUGUGAUCUCAACAGAUGACAUCAUCAGUCCCUCACAAAGCUGUUCCUGAGUGGCUUUUCAAAUUAAGGUGUUUUUAAGGAAUAUGCUGGAAACAAAGACACCGAUUUCAGAUGUUUGUGUUUUUCAGGGAAGUUUGAAUGUAUUUUUGUGUCAGUGAAGCAGAUUUUCAGUUGAAAUGUGACAAAUUCAAACAUAAAAACAGCCAAAAUGAAAUCAAUAUUUCACACCUUGAACAUCGUCUUUUUCCAGGACUCUCGGGAUUUUGAUCCCAGGACUUGCCUGCAUAUUGAAUGUGAAUCUCAUUUACCAACAAACUGAUUUUUAGCUGCUCUUACUGGAGUUUGGUCAUGUGUCCUCUGUUUUCUACAGACGUUCACGGUGUUACAUCAUCCUACAGGAAACACAUCACAUGUAACUUUGAGUCAGAACGUCUGCUGACAGCAAUGUGAUCCUGCUCAGUCUGCUGCUUGUUUACAUUCAUUUACUCACCCAAGAAACUUAGCAGUGCUGCUAACAGAUGCUAACCUGAGCUCUCUGUGUGGAUUUCUCCCUUCACGUGUUCUCUGUCAGUGUGUUUUCAGUGUCACGUGACCCUCAUUAAAGUGUAUGUAAAGCGUG